Messenger RNA from Manihot esculenta (cassava), 3898 nucleotides. Its product is annotated as RNA-dependent RNA polymerase 1. Gene Ontology annotation, biological process: siRNA processing. The record is from RefSeq and is a predicted model, not a curated record. Lineage: Eukaryota; Viridiplantae; Streptophyta; Magnoliopsida; Malpighiales; Euphorbiaceae. Gene Ontology annotation, molecular function: RNA binding; RNA-directed RNA polymerase activity. The transcript has 5 exons. Gene Ontology annotation, cellular component: nuclear RNA-directed RNA polymerase complex. Bases 184 to 3582 code for a protein of 1132 amino acids.
UGGCCUUGUUUCCUUAGCACAAUUAACAUAGAAAUUGACUUGUGGUACGAGGUGAUUGACCAAAGAGCGACUACCGAUUAGUUUCUUCUUCGAGUGAGGAGUGAGGAGCGACGACUGAGAAACCGAGGCUCGAGGAGGUUUGGAUUUUGCUGCGAGUUUUCUUCAUCUCUCUGAGAUACUUGGAUGGGUAAGACAGUUCAAGUGUAUGGAUUCCCUUCUAGUGUGACCGCAGAUGCGGUUAAGAGUUUUCUGGAAUCACAUACAGGUGAAGGUACGAUUUACGCUAUUAAGAUAAGGGACACCAAGAAGGGUGGUCCAAGAAAAUAUGCUAUUGUUCAAUUCAUGACGGUUGAAGAUGCUGAACAUAUUAUCUUUUUGACUACUAAACGCCUCUGGUAUGGUACUUCAUAUCUUAAGGCUCGGCCCAUGGAUCUUGACAUUGUACCAAAACCCAGGACCUUUUUUCACAGUAUGGAACAUAUAACACUGCAUUUUGGAAAUCAGCUGUCAAAAGAAAAUUUUUAUGUUCUAUGGAAAGGGACAGAUGUUUUAGUGAAUUUUGGAUCAGGAAUGAGAAAGUUACACUUUUAUCUAUCUCAUCAUGGAGUGGAGUACAAGCUUGACCUUUCCUAUGAGAGCAUUUGGCAGAUAGAGCUACACCGUCCGCGUGGUCAAUCUGUGAAAUAUCUUGUAAUUCAGUUAUAUGGUGCACCCCGGAUUUUUGAGAAAGAUACACGCCCAUCAUGGAAUGUCUAUGAGGAUCCACUUUUCAACUUUUUUAAGGACACCUCAGAUGAUCAAUGGAUCAGAACAACUGAUUUUACUCCAUCAUGCCUUAUUGGGCAUUCAUCUGCAUUAUGUUUGGAGCUUCCUUCCAGUCUCCAAGUUCCAAAAUUUCAGGAUAACUUUGCUUACUAUAAAGAAAUUGAAGGAAAAUUUCUUUUACACAGUGGUUCUGCUUUUUCUCGCAAUCUGGAUCUAGUUCCCAUUGUUGGUCCUUCCGCAGGUUUUGAUAUACCAUAUGAAAUCUUAUUUCAGGUUAAUUUGUUGGUUCAGAAUGGGUGUCUUCCAGGGCCAGCACUUGAUGCCAAAUUUUACAAGUUGGUUGAUCCGAGUAGAGUCAGCAUUGUCUGCAUAGAGCAUGCUCUUGAGAAACUUCUUCACUUGAAAGAAUGUUGUUAUGAACCCUCUAGGUGGCUUAAUGAACAGUAUAUAAAAUAUCUUACAUCCAAGAACCAUACAAAAUCACCUUCUAUAUCCUUAGAUUCCGGUUUGGUAUAUGUGCGCAGGGUUCAAAUAACACCUUGUAAAGUUUAUUUUUGUGGUCCAGAGGUUAAUGUCUCAAACCGUGUGCUGCGCCACUACCCAGAAUAUAUUAGUAACUUUCUUCGCGUGUCUUUUGUUGAUGAAGAUUUAGAGAAAAUUCAUUCAACAGAUUUAUCUCCUCGAUCCUCUUCUGAAAAUGAGGAUAGGAGAACUCUUAUUUAUAAAAGGAUUCUCUCUACUCUCCAAAAUGGAAUAGUUAUUGGCAAGAAGAAGUUUGAGUUCCUUGCCUUUUCAUCUAGUCAGUUGCGGGAAAAUUCUUGCUGGAUGUUCGCUUCAAGAUAUGGACUCACUGCUGCAGAUAUAAGAGACUGGAUGGGCAACUUCCGUCAGAUACGAAAUGUGGCUAAAUAUGCUGCUAGACUAGGUCAGUCCUUCAGUUCAUCCACUGAAACCCUGAGUGUUAGUAGAGAUGAAAUUGAAAUUAUUCCUGAUAUAGAGAUUGAAAGGGGCAGAAUGAAAUAUGUAUUCUCUGAUGGAAUUGGGAAAAUAUCUGCUGAAUUUGCUAAGAGGGUGGCCUUGAAAUGCGGAUUGAAAGGUUUUUCUCCAUCUGCAUUUCAGAUUCGAUAUGGUGGGUACAAAGGAGUCGUGGCUGUUGAUCCAACUUCAUCAAAAAAGUUGUCUUUGAGAAAGAGCAUGUGCAAGUAUGAGUCUGAAAAUACAAAACUGGAUGUUUUGGCAUAUAGCAAGUAUCAGCCUUGUUUUAUAAAUCGCCAACUGAUUACCCUUCUGUCUACCCUUGGAGUUCCAGAUCAUAUUUUUGAGAAAAAACAAAGAGAAGCUGUUGAUCAACUUAAUGCUAUGUUAACAGAUCCAUUAAGGGCACACGAGGCACUGGAUUUAAUGUAUCCUGGAGAGAUUACUAACAUUCUCAAGGAAAUGCUGUUGUGUGGUUAUGAGCCAGAUGCUGAACCAUUCCUUUCAAUGAUGCUUCAAACAUUCCGGGCAUCAAAAUUGCUAGACUUGCGGAUGAAGACUAGGAUUUUUCUUCCAAAUGGAAGAUCUAUGAUGGGAUGUUUAGAUGAGACUAGAACUUUGGAAUAUGGACAGGUAUUUGUGCAAUUUUCUGGUGCUAGACACAUGCAGCUAUUUGAUUCUUCUUUCAUGUUUGGAGGUAAUAGAUCAGACCAGCGUUUUGUGAUCGAGGGUAAGGUGGUUGUAGCUAAGAAUCCAUGCUUGCACCCUGGUGAUGUUCGUGUUUUAAGGGCUGUGAAUGUACCAGCUUUGGACCACAUGGUGGAUUGUGUUGUCUUUCCGCAGAAAGGACAAAGACCUCAUCCCAAUGAAUGUUCUGGAAGUGAUUUGGAUGGAGAUAUCUACUUUGUCUGUUGGGAUCCUAAUUUAAUUCCAAGUCGGCUAAUCCCACCAAUGGACUAUACACCAGAGCCAACUGUGCAACUGGAUCAUGAUGUUACUAUUGAGGAAGUUGAGGAGUAUUUCACCAACUACAUUGUAAAUGACAGUUUGGGAAUAAUUGCUAAUGCUCACACCGUCUUUGCUGAUAUGGAACCUGACAAAGCAAUGAGUGCUUCAUGUAUAGAGCUUGCACAUAAGUUUUCAAUUGCAGUUGACUUCCCAAAAACUGGAGUACCUGCUGAAAUACCUUCCCAUCUACAUGUCAAAGAAUAUCCUGAUUUUAUGGAAAAGCCUGACAAACCUAUGUAUGUAUCAGAGAAGGUUAUCGGAAAGCUUUUUCGGGAAGUGAGAGACAUGGCACCACAUACAAGUUCUAUCAAGUCCUUUACUUUGGAAGUGGCUAGGCGGUGUUAUGACCCUGAUAUGGAAGUUGAUGGCUUUGAGGAUUACGUAGAUGAUGCCUUUUAUUUCAAAAGCAGUUAUGACUUUAAGUUGGGCAAUCUCAUGGACUAUUAUGGAAUCAGAACAGAGGCUGAAAUUCUCAGUGGAAACAUUUUGAAAAUGUCAAAAAGUUUCACCAAGAGAAGGGAUGCAGAAGCAAUUGGAAUGGCGGUGAGGUCCUUGAGGAAAGAAGCUAGGUCCUGGUUUAAUGAAAAGGGAAGUGGAGUAGAUUCUGAAGCUGAUGAUGUAUACGCAAAAGCCUCAGCUUGGUACUAUGUUACCUAUCAUCCUACUUAUUGGGGUUGCUACAAUGAGGGAAUGCAACGAGAUCAUUUUCUUAGCUUUCCAUGGUGUGUUUAUGACAAACUGAUCCAAAUCAAGAGGAACAAUGCAAGUGUUAGAAGGUCUCUAAAUUUAUCGUCUCUGGAACGCCAGUUUAGUCUUGGACUGCAGUUGAGUUGACAAGUCUUGAAUGUGUAUAUGCGUGGCAGAUGUCAUUGUGCGGCCGCAGCUUGUAUAUAUUCAGUUUGCUAGGGAUUAAUUGAACUCACUUUAAGAGCUAUCAGCGGGGUCUUUGUAACAGGCCAAUCACAGUUCAAGGGGAGCAAAUGAAGGAUAAAAGGUCUUUCUUGCAUUUAUCUUCUCUACAUUGCCUGUUCAGCUAUGGCCUGCUUUUGGGUUGUUGAUCGAAAAUUCAUCUGGAAAAAGGUCAUGUACUGCAAAAAAGACUAUUUAUGAAUCUAUGAACGGUGUAUCUAAUUUAAGUUUUUAUUUUAUA